This is a messenger RNA of Panicum virgatum (switchgrass), 1850 nucleotides long. Its product is annotated as cyclic dof factor 2-like. Gene Ontology annotation, molecular function: DNA binding; DNA-binding transcription factor activity. Lineage: Eukaryota; Viridiplantae; Streptophyta; Magnoliopsida; Poales; Poaceae. The record is from RefSeq and is a predicted model, not a curated record. The transcript has 2 exons. The coding region runs from base 1 to 1836 and encodes 611 amino acids. Gene Ontology annotation, biological process: regulation of DNA-templated transcription.
AUGGCCGCGAGUGGCGGCCCGGACCGUGAACGGCAAACCGCCAUUCGGCUCUUCGGCCUCAGCCUCGCCGCCACCGCCGCGGCCGCAACCGAGGUUAGCACCAAGUUAGCAGAUGAUGUAAGAAGCAAUGAUGGCAUACCAUGCCUUCCAAACAAGUCAUUGAACGUCGGAGCAAGCUCGUCCGGCUCCAAGAACAAUAAGGAGGACGGGUUACAAGCUAUCAGCAGUCAGCAUGGGAAAAUGGUUGCAGAUUCAGAGUCUGCCAAAGGUGAGGAUGGUUUACAAGCUAUCAGCAGUCAGCAUGAGAAAAUGGAAGCUGAUUCCAAGUCUGAGGAAGCUAAGAAUGGCUUGCAAGCUAUCAACAGUCAGCAUGGGGAGAUGGAAGCUGAUUCCAAGUCUGAGGAAGUUAAGACUGAUUCUGAUGGAUCUGGGCAGGAGAAGGUAUUCAAGAAGCCAGAUACCAUUCUUCCCUGUCCUCGCUGCGACAGUAUGAACACAAAGUUCUGCUACUUCAACAAUUACAACGCGAACCAACCCAGGCACUACUGCCGGGCCUGCAGGAGGUACUGGACUGACGGGGGAACUUUGAGGAAUGUCCCUGUCGGCUGCAAGCGCAGAAACAAGGGACCAUAUAAACGCCAUUUUGCCAUGCAGUCAUAUGAUUAUGCCAUAGCUGCUAAUGGAAGUGUUCCUGCCACAUCUAGCAGCCAAUCUCGUGCAAUCAUGCCACCUGUCCUUCCAGGUCCAGCAAAAGAAAAUGAAGCCAUUGCAGCUUCUGGAUCAGAAGUGGUGCUUCGUCAGUCUAUAUCUCCAGUACCUGAUGCUGAAGAGCAGAAGAACAACACCCAUGUUUCCUUGGGCUCUGGUGACGACAAGGGACAAAAACCAGGCCCAUCAGCUGCAGUGGCACCUGGUUCCUCAGAAAAUCCAGUGCUGGAGAAGGUGGGCAAUUACAUUUCAGAGUACAGUAAUGGCGUGAGAGUGCCUCCUCCCCACACUCAGUCUUACCCUGUUGCUGUCAGGGCAUAUACUGACUUCUCAACAGAUGGUGCUCGAGGGUUGGCACGUAGCGAGGUCAGUCCUAUUUCGUUGCUGCUAUCAACGAUGUCAGACCUAGGGAUUCUUGCACCUGCUGUUCCCGUCCCUCAACCUCCAAUGGCACCUUUGACCUUCCCUCAACCUCAAAUGGCACCUUUAACCUUCCCUCAACCUCAAAUGGCACCUUUGACCUCCCCUCAACCUCAAAUGGCACCUUUGACCUCCCCUCAACCUCAAACGGCACCUUUGACCUUCCCCCAACCUCCAGUGGCACCUUUCUGCAGCGGCAUUCCUGGCUGGCCUAAUGGAGCGUGGAGUGUGCCACGGCCUGGAAGUAGUGUCUCUACGACGCCAUAUCCUCCUCAAAACAGUGACACUACAAUGCCAAAUCUUCCUCAAAACAGUCUCCCUACAAUGUCAUAUCCUCCUCAAAACAGUUUUGCAAUGCCAUAUCCUCCUCAAAACAGUGUUGCUAGUUCAGGAAGCAGUUCUUUGACUCUGACUUUAGGAAAGCAUCCAAGGGAAGCUAAUUCGCAGGAAGAAGACAAGCCAGAAGAGACAUUCUGGGUCCCUAAAGCGCUCAGAAUCACUGACCCGGACGAGGCUGCAAAGAGCUCAAUCUGGGCCUCUCUAGGUAUCAAGCCUGAUGAAAGGCUCUUUUGCAAGUGUUUCCAGUCAAAGAAUCUUAAAAAUGGCAAGGCACCAGAAUCUCCACAGGCUCUGCAGGCCAAUCCAGCGGUGUUUUCUGACCCCUCGGACAUUUCAGGGGAGGAUACCAGAGGAUUUCUGCAUCUGUGAUAACAUACUGCAAA